Messenger RNA from Nycticebus coucang (slow loris), 1423 nucleotides. It is a transcript of the gene SMCO3, whose product is annotated as single-pass membrane protein with coiled-coil domains 3. Bases 143 to 820 code for a protein of 225 amino acids. The transcript is spliced from 2 exons. The record is from RefSeq and is a predicted model, not a curated record. NCBI's taxonomy places the organism in Eukaryota, Metazoa, Chordata, Mammalia, Primates, Lorisidae.
CCAUUGAUCAACAGAUGCAAAAGGAUUCUCUUCCCAGCUCCUACUGCUCCUGCAAGGGAAAUCCGGCUUCUCCUGCGGCUUCUCCUCCUCCUCUCUACUCUGCAGAAACCCACGCAGAGCUCUGAGAGAUCAUAUUUGGAACAUGGCUUACAGUGACUUCCUCUACCCAGAGAACCCAAAGAGGCGGCAGGAAGUAAACCGUCUUCACCAGCAGCUCCUUGACUGCUUAUCUGACAGCUUCCAUGCCACCAAUAAGUUGACUGGGGUUCUAAAUAUGCACUUGGGGUGCAGGCUGGUCCACAUAGAGAUGAAGAGAGAUGGGACCAUCAAAGAAAACUGCGAUAUCAUCAUCCAAGCCAUUAUGAAAAUCCAAAAGGAACUGCAGAAGGUUGAUGAAGCACUAAAAGACAAACUAGAGCCAACCCUUUAUAGAAAACUCCAGGAUAUUAAGGAAAGGGAAACAGAGAAAAUUGCAAUAGUACAAAAGGUGAUCUCAGUCAUCCUAGGAGAAGCUACAUCUGCAGCCAGUGCGGUGGCUGUAAAACUUGUGGGCUCAAAUGUCACAACUGGCAUAAUUAACAAGCUGGUCACUGUGUUAGCUCAAAUUGGUGCUUCUCUCCUUGGCAGUAUUGGAGUUGCUGUUCUUGGUCUUGGCAUAGACAUGAUCUUCCGUGCUAUCCUGGGAGCAGUGGAGAAAACACAGCUUCAAGCAGCCAUCAACAGUUAUGAGAAGCAUCUGGUAGAGUUCAAGUCAGCCUCAGAAAAAUACCAUAAUGCCAUCACUGAGGUCACCCAUACAGUAAAACAACAAAUGAAAUGAACAGUCAUUUUAUUUGCCACUGGAAUAUUUUUCUGCUUCCUUCUCAAUAGUGCUUGCUGCUUUUAUUAGGCUCAUUCUCUUUAUGUUUUUAAUAUGCAUUUAAAUAGGUAAGCAAUUUUGAAAGGGGAAUUGAAGAUGCCAAAAACAGAUGGCUUUUGUAUCAACCAUAAAUGCCUAGAUCAGCUGGGGCUAGAUCCUGCAAAGUAAAAAAUUACAUCCCAGGAUGUUUUCUCACCCUGCUCUACCAAAUCAAUGUUGGUGUAAAUGCUACUGCAGAGAAAAAAGUAUAGGGGUUAACCUUUUCUUUUUCUGAUUUCCAACAAAACUCCUUAAAAUUUACAUUGAAUGCAGAGACUUUCAUUGAUUCCACUAGCUUCAAACAUUAUUUAGUAAUUUGCUUUAUGAUGAAAAGAUGCCAUGGACCUGUAAACUUGUAAUCAUACAAUGUAAUCUGGAUGGAUUAAAAAAAAGAUAAGUUAAAAAGAUAAAGGUUCUGUUUCUAUAAUUGUAAUCAACUCUGAUCAACUGUGAUGGUUAAAUAUCACUCAAGUGCAUGUUUCAACACUCUGGAACACAUGAAAAACAAGCAAAUAAAACACAGCU